AAGAAACGCCGCCAUUUUGACAUUUGUUUGGCUUUUGUGUUCUACAAUUAAAGUUAUCAUGUAAUUACUCGUUACGUGUUAUUAUUCAAUAUAUUUCCGCGAUUGAACUAUUUCACUGAUAAUUUUAGUGAAUAAAAUCCAACGCAUCACUGGGAAUCGCAUGCGUCAAGCUGUGAAAAAAUCGAUAAUGUACCAGUGCCGCUUUUUUACUUUCGCAUUGCAAAUGUUCAUGUUAUAUUAAUAGUUUAUUCAUUAUAGUUGUUUUAAAUGGCACUUACAUUCAUCAUGAAGCUUUUUAAUUGUGUUGUAAUUAGAAUCUGAUAGUGAAAUGUGGUGAAAAGUGUAGUUGGAAAAAGGCGCGAAGUGUAUCGCGCCGAUUGACCACGGAAGUAAAAGAAAUAAAAUAAAUUAAAACAAAGGGACUCUUCCAGUGGGCUAUGUCUAUCCACUUGAGCUGUUUUAAUUAAUUUUCUGCUCAUGCUAAACGUACGGGAUAUGGAGUAAAUAAACUUUCUAAAAAUUAAGUUCAUGUUCAGUCCCCCUCGAAUCUUGCGAUGCGGUUAAGAAGUAGGAAGAGGGAGCGGCCGCUCUCAGGUAAACGGAGUACAAAGGUAACAAGCCUCAAGAAGCCAGUCAAGCCUGUCACCAAGCCACCAAACGCUUGGAAGGCUAUCCUCAAGCGUGAGGUGAAAAAUGUGGUGUCUGAGACACCGCAACUCUGCAUCACUCGGUCUCAGAAACUAAAAACUCGUCCCGUCAGAAUCAAGUUGAACAUGGAGAAACCAUCCGAGACUAUGCACAAGAAGGCCAAGCACAAAGACGAUAACCGCACAAAGAAACCAAUCUUUCAGACUGUAGUACGGAGUUCUACAAAAGAUCCUGUGUCCUCGUCUACUGCAGUGAAAGGAAAGCCACAGAAUGAUAAGAUCACUACUACUUCAAAGACCAAAGAGGUCCGUACAACAAAGAGUGUACAAUUAAGACAUAGUUCGUUGAACCGAGAGCUUAAAAAGACUGAAACUAUAUCUUCAGCAAUGAGUUCUCCUCGCAAGACGAGGCGUAUGGAUAAAACGGACAAAUCAGCUUCAUUAAAUAGCUCUCCAAUUAGGAAGGUCCGUCAAAUUGGUCUGAUUACUCCUAAAGUAACAAAAUCCUCAGUGAGUUCUACGAAUGAGAGUCCGAAAAAGAAGACUAAGAAGGUGCCUGUAGUGCCAGAGUCCAACUGUUACUCUGAAGAUAAUGAUGUGACCAUGUACGAGGCUCAUACAACUACUUUUGUGGACUUUCCAACGCAGAAAUCAGAGGAAUCUGAUUCGGAUGGGCACGUAGAAUCGUCAGAGUUAUGUCUUCCAAAUGAUUGCUUGAAUGAUUUCAUGGCUAUUACGGACUGUGCUAGCUUGAUAAAUGAAGAGUUGCCAGCUACAGAGGAGGAUAUUAACUUCCUUGCGGACAAGGCGGCUAGAGUGAUGACUACGGAGAAGGCUGAGGAGAGGACAUCAAGGACUAACUCAGUGGACAAGCGAGUGAUGAAACGCAGGAAGUCCAGCAAUGACUUGGAGAUGUACCAGCCUACGUCCACUACUGACGAUUUGGAUAAUUGUCCCGACUUCUUGACUAAUGGAGAGAAAUAUGUGCAGCCGGACUUCGUAACGAUGCUAGAGCAGGACGGCUACGUCAGAGACUCUGAGUGCGAGAUAUCUUCAACCUGUGACACACAGGGCACCGCUAUAGAGAGCUUAGAGGCACUGUCUGCGAGGAGCCCCAGCUCAGGGUUCCUGGCGGAGAUCAGCCAGAGCUUGGCGGCUGAGGCUGCUGGAUGGAACGGGACGGACAUCUCGGCGGACGAUCCCGCGCUUGCCUGCCACGACGAGCAGUCACCGACAGACAUAGAGGAGGAAGCUGGCGACGUGAUAUCGUCGUGCAGCAACCGCGUGGAUUGCGAGCAGAUGUCCACCUGGGACGCCUUCGACCCGUACCUUUUUAUAAAACAGCUGCCGCCAUUGGAGACGGUGGCGACCGGAGCUCUACGGGCGCGGUACCCCGCCCUGCCACUCAAAACUAGAACUAGCCCCGAUUUCAGUCUUGUCCUCGACCUGGACGAGACGUUGGUGCACUGCUCGCUGCAGGAGUUGCCCGACGCCAGCUUCAACUUCCCCGUACUGUUCCAGGACUGCCGAUAUACUGUAUUCGUCCGCACUCGCCCCCAUUUCGCGGAGUUCCUGUCGCGCGUGUCGCGACUGUACGAGGUGAUAUUGUUCACUGCCAGCAAGCGAGUCUAUGCCGACAGACUGCUCAACCUGCUCGACCCGUCGCGGCGGUGGAUUAAAUACAGACUAUUCCGCGAGCACUGCCUGCUGGUGAACGGUAACUACGUGAAGGAUCUCUCCAUCCUCGGCCGCGACCUGCGCAAGACUGUCAUCGUCGACAACAGCCCACAGGCGUUCGGCUACCAGCUCGAGAACGGUAUCCCGAUCGACAGUUGGUUCGUGGACCGCAGCGACAACGAACUGCUCAAGCUACUGCCCUUCCUCGAACAUCUCGCUACUAAAGACGACGUACGUCCGUACAUAAGAGACAAAUACAAACUGUUCAGCUACCUGCCGCCGGACUAAGGAGCCCCCAACACACUGUACACACAUUUAGGAGAAUACCACAAGCAAACGGACAUACAAUAUAAAGGUAUGCUUUACAUUUUGUAAGCAUAAAAUUUAAAAACCUAUUUUUAAAGUAUCUGAUCAAAUUGCAAUUAGAUUAACUUACAGAUAUCUGUCAGUUAGACUAGUAAAUAUGGACACCUGAACUCUAAAAGGAAGUUUAACGCAAAAAUCAACCAAUCUUUUAACCAUGUCUGCCUUAUCAAUUAUUAUGUUUUCGGUUUAACUCACGUAGUAAUUUGACGAGGAACUCGACUAGUAGUCGCCGAG
This is a messenger RNA of Spodoptera litura, 2924 nucleotides long. RefSeq lists its product as uncharacterized. The record is from RefSeq and is a predicted model, not a curated record. Lineage: Eukaryota; Metazoa; Arthropoda; Insecta; Lepidoptera; Noctuidae. Gene Ontology annotation, molecular function: phosphatase activity.